Messenger RNA from Pelobates cultripes (western spadefoot toad), 6048 nucleotides. Lineage: Eukaryota; Metazoa; Chordata; Amphibia; Anura; Pelobatidae. The record is from the annotation of a GenBank genome assembly.
CUGCAGAGGAAUCAUCUUUCAGAAUAGGAUUGUGUGUGCUUUGAGUCUCGCUGUAGAAGGCUGUGUGUGUAUGAGAACUGGUACUACACGCCUCAUCACGUCACCCACUUCCAAUAUGUAUAUAUAGAGCUAGGCUCAGUUGUCAGAGUGAGGGUGCAAACAUUUUGUGUCAUCUUUUUGUGUGUUCGGACAGUUAUAAGAAGAGAUGUCCCAGCCUCAGGUAAUCAAUCAGUUAAUGUCUUUAGUGAAUAACUCUGUCUGAUUACUUUGUUCAAUAGACCUAAAGUAAAUUUCACAUUUAAGGCUCGAGUAGCUAAUAGCUGCCAGACAGUUUUUCCAGUUUAGUUAUUUUGACUUGUAAUGUGAAACUUACUUUGAAUUCUCACUUUAGCAUAUGAUUUUUAUUACUCCAUAUUCUAAUAUAAUUCUUACUGUAAAUGUAGCUCUAUACAAUAUUGUGAUUAUGGUUAUGUUGUGUAUUUUAUUGUUGGAAGAAAUAAAGCUCCAGCACUCGGUAAUCUAAGGUGUAAUGUGUGUUUUAUUCAGCCAUUUUAAAUGACGGGCAACGUUUGGACACAAUGUGUGUCUUUAUCAAGCCAUCAUGUCACGUCGAAACGUUGCCUGUCAUAUGUGAUGGCUGAAUAAAACACAUAUUGCACCUGAUAUUACCGCGUCCUCGAGCAUUAUUUAUUUGAAUUUUGUUUGGAUCCUUGGAACAGGGGCCUUUACUCAUGGUACAGGUACCAAAAAUCUUGGAAUUUGAAUAGUGCCCCUCCUAUGUCUUUAAUUUGUAUCUUAUUGUGGGACAGCUUUAUUAUUUGUUACAUAUACAUUUGUAUCAUAAGUAUAAAAAGAAAACCAUAUAUGUUCAUUGACAUUGCACCUUUCAACUCCUUUUAAUAUGGAGGACAAAAAUAGCUUAUUUUUUUUUGGGAGGGGGGGUUGGGGGGGGGAAGGUUCAGAUGGAAUGCUUGCUUUCUUUUUUUGCUAUAAUUCCAUUCUUUUUUUAGAAUUCUACUCUUUACUUUUUUUUUCCCAGACUGCUAUAGAGGGAUUUAUUAACUAAGCAGUAAAUUUGAAUAAAUGAAAAAUAGAAUUUGCUAAUUGUAUUCAUAUAGCAGAAAUUGAACAUUUUCCCAACUAUACUUUUUAGCCAACUUGUUUAUUUCCUUUUUUUUUUUUUCCUCCUUCCUAACCCACUGCCACCUCUUUUCUAAUAUUCUAAGUAAAUGCUACAUCAGAAUGGCUAAACAGGGACUAAGAAGUCAAUAUAUGGCUACAGCUGAGUUGGACAAUGUUUACAAAUAUUUUAGCCUUAAUUUUGCCAUGUGGAUUUAAUUUGCUAAAAUUUGGUGGUCGGUGAAUAUCUACAUUGGUAUACCAAAAGGUGGUCAUUAAAACUUUUUAUUUAAAAAAAUAUAUAAAUUAAGACUGUCUAUUCUUAAGAAAAUCAGAUAUAUUCUAGCCAUACACCAUGCAUUUCUACCAGAAAUCCCAAACUGAUUGCUAAAAAAAGCUUUAUUCGACUUUUAUUUGUUUCUGUUUUCAGAAUCCUAUCUCUCCAGCUCUUAUUUAUAGAUUCUUAAUAAUAUGUAGUGUUAGAAAUGCACAUUUCAAGGUGACCUUGUGACUCAGUGUGCCCAAAUUAGAAGUAUAUGCCAUGCUGGUGACUCUUGUUUCUUAACUGUUGAGAACUUAAUCUGCUGUUGGCAGUUUAGUGUUUCAAAUAUGGGCACUAAAGGGUUAAAGCUAUGUUUUAUUCCCAAAUGACUACAGCAUGCCAUAGACACUAUGUAAAGGGUUGAGUGGUUUUGUUUUAUCCUAACAUACGUAGAUCACUUUGCCUAUGUUUAUAGUUCAUAAUGCACUUUGUCUCUGUGAGCUGACUCUGUAUUUGUUCAUGGGCACAAUUGAAUUACUCUGGCUUCAAAAUAAAUGGAUUUUAUAUUCUUCUUUUGCCUCUGCGCUCUCUGAGGACAAUUCCCUAAAGUCCAGUUCUAACUUGUCAAAAUUUGGUCGAAGUUACAGACUUUUACCCGAAUGAGCUCAUAUCAUUCGAUGCUUUAAAAUCCAUAAUUUUCACAUGUGAAUCCAAUGUAAAAUACAGGAUCAGCAUGUUUAUAAAAUACUCAGAGCAAAUAUUCACCUCCUUUGUAGUGUUACAAAAAAACGUGCAAAAUGUUCCCAUUGCCAGAGAAAACAGAUGGCGAACAAAUUGUUGAAAUGACGAUAAAUUAAUACAAUAAUUUUAAGAAAUAAAACCAAUAAACUAUAUUACACAUGAUUUAAUUAUUGGAUCUCUUUGUUCGGUUUGCCCUUUCUCCACAAUGGUUUGUCAUCUAAAUGGUGCAGAUUGCAGUUUUGUUUUUUUAAAUGCAAACUUCUUUUAGACAGAAUUGACAAAAGACUGCUUGCAAAUACAGUUCAAUUGAAUUUCUGUUUCCAUUCUGUAUUUGAGUGUUCGAUUGAGUUUUUCCAUUUGAUUAGAUUUGUUUUUUUCUGUCCAAUUCCAACCACCCUUCCCCAUGCAUGUAUAUAACGAGGUGUUAAUUGGCUAAAACUGUGUUUGUCCUCCCACCUCACUUUUCCCAUGGGAAAGCAUUGGAUUGGCUAGAAAUCGGCAAUUCUGAUGUCACAAAGGGGGCGGGCCAGUGCUGGCGCACCUGCUAGCCGCUGGAAAUAAGGUGACUUUUAAUUGCUUUUAAGCAGGCUGAGGGGGGCAAGCCACCAAAAUGGUGGUUUUUGCACUAUAGUGUCAGGAAUACAUGGUUGUGUUCCUGACCCUAUAGUGUUCCUUUAAAGCAGCACUGUCACCCCCUUGGAAAAUGAGCAUUUCAUAAAGAGAGAAUCUUUAUGAAAUACUCAUUCUGACUGUGUUGGAAGUUUCACUGAAAUUCCAACCCAGCCAAGAGAGGACUACUUUGUCUCUGUAGGGACUAAUUUGUCUCUAUACAUAUUUUUACUUGCUAGUUGUGUUUGUACAUUUAUUUUGCUUGACAUACUAAUGCCUUUACAUUUCUCAUUAUAUAGUUUGUUCAGUUUAUUUAAAUUCUAUUAUUUUAGAGUAAAAUCAAACUAGAUGCAGUCUCCUCGUAAGAUACUCGUCAAAGCACCAAUUCAAUAUGCCGAUGGUUGGAAACAGCAGGAAGACAAACUAAUUCUAUUUUGUAUUUGAGGUUUAGAAAUGGUAAUACAUAAAAAUACGAAUUACAUACUACACACAACACUACAUAAACUGCAAUAAAUCUAUACCAAAAGCUAUGGCGUGCAUAUCAAAAUGAUAAAAUACUAGUGUUUUUGUUUUUUUCAUUUUUAAGUGUGGUACCUGUACUUCCUCUCUAGUUUUAGCCCGUGAUUAUAGUAUAAGAAGGUUUAAUAUUUGCCAACUAACAUAGUUAUGUAUGCAUUUACUAACCCUAACUUUCAUACCCUGACCUCUAAUUCUCCGAAGUCUAAAUGUGAUUUCCUUAACGCUCUUAUUCCUGUCCUUAAUUUACAUCUCUGUGCAAAACAUGGGCUUUGAUUUUUUUUUCUUUACCCAUUUCUUCUGUUCAGUGGUUUAGGAAAAGGAACAGAAAAGCCAUGUUCCCAAUUUCUCAUUUUUCUUUGUAUUGAUUAUAUAUCAAUCAAUCACACACACUUUUGCUUUUCUUUUUAUUAAACAUGCAACCACCUAUCUCAUGCUGAACUGUCAAAGGAAAAAAACAUUACAUGCAUGAAUUUACUUUUCAGGAUGCCCCAGUUAAGAAGAAGAGACCAGUGAUGAAAGAAGAAGAUCUCAAAGGGGCAAAAAAUAAGUUGAGCCAACAAACACCAAUCCGAUCCAAGACCUACCAGGUUAUGAAGGAGUGUGGUGAGUAGAGAGUCUUAUAGCAUGGCAUUAGCUUAGAGUGAUAUUCCUGCUUCUGUUCACGUGAUACACUUUCCCAAACAUUCUCAACUCCUACAACAUUCAACAUAGACUGAAUUGACUAUAAUUAGACAUUGGUAUAGAUUAACUGAUCACUUAAGCAUAUAUAGGCAAAAAUAUUGUGAAAGUUUAAAACAAACUCAUUUCUGGUGUGAUGUAGCCUGACAAAGACCCUUUCAGGGGUUGAAACGUUGCAGUGUCUCAAAUUUAAAUACAUUUGAAUAUACUUUGAGUGCCUGGAUCCUCUUUCUAACACCGAUUCUCAACUCUUAUAAUGAGCAGAUGUAAGAUCAAACAAUGUUAUAACACACAUAAGAAAAUAGAGAAUAUGCAACAUGCUUAAAUUGCCUGAUGACUACCCAUUAUCACAGGAAUGACAUAUUAUAGAGGCAGCUAGAGUUCAGCUCCCAGAAACCCUUGUAGAUACCAAGGUUAUCAGCAAUUAUCUAACUGUAUUGCUUGUAUAACACCAUGUCAAUUGAUUAGACAAAUUACUUCUUUUGAGCAUACACACAAUAACCAAGGAAUUCUGGAACAUUGGUCUUUUACAUGUAUGCAUUACUUCAAACACAAAUGACUAUGCCAAGCCCAUCAAAAAUACACCACUAUUUAUUAUGCUUUCCCUGUGGCUAUAUAAGACAUGACCUCUGAACUGCCAUUAAAACAAAUAGCCCAUAAACACCUGUUUUUAUUGUAUGGCACCCCACAUUUCUUAAAGCAAUGUCAGCUAGGGACAUAUAUACUGUUUUAAUACUCUAGAUACCUUGAUCCAGCUUUGAUGGCUAUGUCUGUUAGGUAAUUGUGACUCUAUUAGCAUAAAUAAUCUAUAAUAGAACACUCACCCUAAAAAUGAAUAUUUAUUAAAACUUCUAAGUGCAAUUUAGGAAUUCAUGCUUUAACAAUGAAUUAUGUUUAUAUUCAGUGUGUAAUGACAUAAAACCAACCUGCGUUAAUUUGUAAAGUGCUUUGUAUAAGAUUAUAUAUGUUUGUCUCCUUCUAGAACAAGCAGGGUGUGCUGCUCCUUCUGUGUUUAGCCAGGCCCGAACGGGUGGAGAAACAGCCUUCGAUAAACCGAAGGAAGGCCCAGCAAAAAGCGUGUUUGGUUGAAUGGUUACAUCCCUGCUAUUUCACCCUGGUUUCUCUAUCCAUUCUACGAUGGACUCUUUGUAAAGUCUUAUUGGCUGCUUCUCGUCAUUCUUCCUUAAUUGAUCCUAUCUAAAACUGCAUUCGUUUGGGUUAAAGUGUCUCUUUUUCUUCUAUUGACUGAACUCUUCGUCCCCUUUUUAUCCUUGUUACCAUGUCUAUCUUUAUUUGGCCCAGAACAACAAGUUGGAUCUGCCUUCCAAUAUAAAGGAUGUUCUAAGCAGGGAGAUAUGUAUUUUUACAGCAAUAAUGCCAUAAAAAGUAGAAACAUAUCCCAGUCAUAUAGUGUGUAAAGAUUUUACAGCUAAUCUGUAGUAGAUUUAACUAAACAUAACUAGUCCACUAUUGAAACUUGACAGUUCGGGAUCUUAUCCUGUAGAAUUUUAUAUUGGGUUUAGAUACUGUACCAUUAAUUGGAAAAUGUAUUUCAUCAUUUAAAGGGCAACCACAGGCCUCCCAACUAAUUUGAAUUCUUACCAAAAACCUAAUAAAUACUUCAUAUUCGAAAAUAUUCUUUCACAUUUCGAUUGUGGUUUGGGGGAGAAAAAAAUAAAUAAAAAAAAUUGGAUGUGAACCGCAAGUUUGUAGCCAAAUCACGAGCAGAUAUAUACAUAAAAGAUUCGAAUCAAAUGGGUUGUAAGUUUAAAUUCGUACUAUUUCAUACCAAUGUAUGGCUUUUGAGUACAUUUUUCAGAGAAGUUUUAUUUACUAAUGGUUUAGGUCUGUCAAAUAUUUUUCUACGUAGUGUAAUCAUGAGAAUUGUAUAAAACAUUGAACACCAGUUAUUAACUAAGAGUGCCUUGUUAUUUUUUACCAAUGCUGUGCAAUACAAUUGUGUAAUUUUAAAAAAACGUUCCCUUGAAUUUAUUGCCUGUGUGCUUUUUUUUUUUUUUUAAAUACAUAACUUAGCAAUAAAGUGUAACUCCCUAAUCAGUUUGCUCUUGAUCACCUUUCUAAAUGUUGAUUUGCAGCUUGAAGUAAAUCGAAUGCUGUCC